Molecule: messenger RNA, 1341 nt
Organism: Apiotrichum porosum
Lineage: Eukaryota; Fungi; Basidiomycota; Tremellomycetes; Trichosporonales; Trichosporonaceae
Exons: 8
Coding region: 1-1341 (446 amino acids)
Source: RefSeq, a predicted model, not a curated record
AUGUCGCUGCCCCCGCCUGGAUCAGCUGUGGUGGACGCCUAUGAGGAUACAGUGGUGACACCCAAAUCGCUGAAACGUCGCCGACAGGUCAAGCCUUUUUCUUGUUUCCGCUGCUGUGCUAUCCUGGCCAUCAUUCUUUGCGUCGUUGUCGGUAGUCUCACUAUAUUCCUCUUGCUGAGGACGACGACAACAUUGGUGCGGCAUUUCCGUUCCCCACUCGGAAGAGAGCUAUACGCCGCGCCGGGUGCAAACAGGUCCACCGUCCAGCCGCUAAUCGACACGGACACCCGCUUCGAUGUCGCGGUGACAGUGUGGGCCCGCCGCGCCAAUGCCGACACAGCACAUCCCGAGAUGUACGCGGACGACUGGGAGGACGAGGCUGAGGUUACAGAGGCCCAGAGAUUUCUGUAUUCUCGUAUCGGAAUGCCCCUGGUCGAGCUCAGCCACCUACCGGAGGAGGACAUCGUAUUCUCGAAGAUUGUCAUCGAGGAUAGUAGUCUGAACGAUAAGGACCGCGACGUCGACGUGAACUUUGAGUUACCGCUGGCACGCUUCGAGGACGAAUGGAUCUAUCCCAACGACGUUCGUGUCACAGUGGUCAUCAACCCACGGUCUCCGUCGGUACUUGACCACGUCACCAACUUCACAUCGGUCAAACCUACAAUCAUGCAAUGGCCCCGUUUGAACCCUAGCCUGGCAUGGGGUGAAGAUGGCUCGGUACACCGUGCCGUAGUCGAGAACAUGGCCGUGUCUAUCCCCCUUGUCAAGUUUGUCGACCAAUAUGACAUCAUUUUUGACGACUUUGACGACCCGGACCCGAGGAACGAGGCACAUGUGUACUUCGUCAACGAGACGCGCCACCUCGAUCGUGAAAUGUGGGAGACAAAGUUCAAGAUGUGGAGCGAACAAGGGUGGGAGAGGGACAAGUCACUCGUCAACGGUACCCGUUUCGUCGGCCACAACUCGUCGUACGAGGUCGCGGGCCACUGGGAAGCCGGGUACGAGCUGGCUGGCGACGUGGACAAGGAGGGUAAUCGGCCGUUGGCGUACAGCCCAUACAUUGGUGUAAUGCAGCAUGGCGCUGGCCCACUGCACCGCAUUCGACUGCCAAUCACUCGCCCAUUCAUGGCCGACAUGGAAGACGGCUCAGACCUGCCCGACGUACAGCAUGGUCCAUCCAGCAUCAACAUGACCCUCUCCCUCCGAGUGUCUGUUCUCAACCCCUAUCGCGAGAGACUCUUUCACUUGAAAGACCACGUUACAAACGCGAUGAGCCCAGCCCAUAAUCAGACUGAACUCGAGCUUAAGCAGGCUCACUACUGGUGGGACUUGUCUCCUUGA